CUUUUGUGUUUCGCAUUGGCAACUAAUCUUCUUCUUCUUCUAUACGUUCUUCACACGUUUCAACAAUGGCCGGUCUUGACAUUAUUGGUUCCUUUGAAGACUCCUUUAAACUGGUCACUUUAAAAGCUUACCUCGCCGAGUUCAUCUCCACUUUGCUCUUUGUUUUCGCUGGCGUUGGCUCAGCCAUUGCCUUUGGGAAGCUAACGGAGAACGCGGCGCUUGAUGCAUCCGGACUAGUGGCGAUUGCGAUUUGCCAUGGUUUUGCCCUCUUUGUGGCGGUUUCGAUCGCAGCUAACCACUCUGGUGGCCAUGUUAACCCGGCCGUGACUUUUGGCCUUGUUGUCGGCGGAAAAGUCACAAUCAUCACCGGAGUUUUCUAUUGGAUCGCUCAGCUUCUCGGCUCCACUGUCGCUUGCUUCCUUCUCAAAUUUGUCACCGGUGGUUUGGCGAUUCCAAUUCACAACGUUGCGGCUGGAGUAGGAUCAGCACAAGGAGUAGUGAUGGAGAUCAUAAUCACAUUCGCAUUGGUUUACACCGUUUACGCCACAGCCAUUGACUCCAACAAUGGCACUCUCGGAACAAUCGCUCCACUUGCUAUCGGACUCAUAGUUGGUGCUAACAUUCUUGCAGCCGGUCCGUUCUCUGGCGGUUCCAUGAACCCUGCUCGUUCCUUUGGACCAGCUCUUGCGGCUGGAGAUUUUUCAGGACAUUGGGUUUAUUGGGUCGGUCCACUUCUUGGUGGGGGACUUGCUGGAGUUAUCUACACCAAUGCUUUUAUCACUGAGUCCAAGCCUGAACCAACCGAGUCCGAACGUGUUCCUCUUAUUUCCUCUGCUUAAAAAAUCUUUCAUUAUGAAUGAUGUAUCAUUCUUGUUUUUCUAAUAUUUUGCUUGUUUGGUUUACGAUGUGAUUGUAUGCCUUAAAAAGUAUCAAAAAAGGAAAAAAAAACUUUGUUCUUAAAUAAGAUUCUCUUUGGGCU
This is a messenger RNA of Arabidopsis arenosa, 979 nucleotides long. Lineage: Eukaryota; Viridiplantae; Streptophyta; Magnoliopsida; Brassicales; Brassicaceae. The record is from the annotation of a GenBank genome assembly.